GAAUUAUUGGGAUAAUGUUUCGGCUCCAUAUGGUUACAUCGGUUGCUUGCAAGCAGGAGCAGGGAGGGACAAGAGGCGAACAGAAUGAGGUUGUGAAAAAAAGGAGUCCCCUUCAGGCAUCCGAACAAGUCUGGACUGUUCUUCUGCUGCUUGUGUUCAGCCUGCGCUACGAAAGGGAGCCUCGGGAAUCAGAAAUAGCAUUCACAGUCUUGACAGUCUCCUGCAGGGAUGCAGCGACACGAGUUGAGUUUUUGAUCCUCAGUGGAGUUGCUUUGUGCUUUUUAAAGCUGUGACACUGGAAACCGGGGACUGUGUAUACUACUGUGUGGACAGACACUGCACAGAGAGCUACGGCUGGACAUGCCACAGGUGGAAAGAUGGGGAGCAGCAGGCUGUGGCCCGGUGCACGGAGCAGAGAUCUGCAGGUUGUGAAGAUGUGGAGCUGGGUGUUCACUGUGACUGUUCUGCUGUCUUCCAUGAAACAGGCUGAAGCUCAGGGCAGGUGUGAUAAUUUGCAAGCAGCAGAUAUUGUUUUCCUAGUUGAUGGGUCUUCCAGUAUUGGCCGAGCUAACUUCCUGCAGGUGAAGGGCUUCAUGGCUGGAAUCAUCAAACCAUUUGCCAACUCUGUCAGCGCGUCAGGGAUUCGAUUUGGGGCUGUACAGUACAGUGACACCUCCAGGGUUGAAUUCACCUUUACUACUUACCUGAAUGGCACUGAGCUGGUCAAUGCUGUACAAAAUUUAAACUACAAAGGUGGAAACACACGCACUGGUGCUGGUCUCAAGUUUGUGGCUGACAACUUCUUUAACCCUGCAGCCAGUCGGGAUGUCCCAAAGAUCACUAUCCUGAUCACAGAUGGAAAGUCACAGGACAGUGUGCAAGAACCAGCACAGAAGUUACGCAGUCAGGGAGUGCAUGUUUUUGCAGUUGGCAUAAAGAGUGCAGACAGGAAUGAAUUGGCUCAGAUCUCCUCUCAGCCCAGCAGUGAUUUCACCUCCUUUGUUGGGGACUUCAAACUGCUGAACACACUUCUUCCUCUUGUGAGCCCCAGAGUGUGUUCCAAAGCAGGAGGAGUCUAUGCUAGUGAUGAGGCAUUUUCUGGUCCAUCCAACAUUCAGUUUUUUGGGCAGACAUCUGAUUCUCUCCGGUUUCGCUGGAGUCCUGCAGGAGGGCCUGUGAGUGGCUAUGCUGUCCAGUAUGUACCACUGUCCGGCCUGGGUCAGCCUAUCACAGCAGAAUUGCGACAGGAAACUGUCUCUGCUAGUCAGAGGACCUUCACUGCACGGGAGCUGAGGUCAGGGACAGACUACCUGGUGACUAUCAUUGCCCAAUAUCCCAACAGUGUGGGAGAGUCUGUUUCUGCCAAGCAACGAACCAAGUCCUUGCCGGGUGUCUCCAGUCUACGUCUGGUCGAGGCAGGCUUCUUCUCUCUCACUGUGGGCUGGGGUCAGCCUUCAUCUCCUGUCCAGGGCUACAGACUUACCUAUGGACCACGAGGUCAGCCUGCGGCUCAGCUAUUGGAGCAGUCUCUGUCCCCAGACUCCACAUCCAUCACCUUGGAGUCACUUCAGCCUGACACAGAGUAUGUCAUCAGUCUCUACCCCCUGUUCCCUAGAAACUCUGCAUCCCCAUCCAUCCUCAAUGCCCGCACAUUGCGCCUUGAGGCAGUGAAGCAGUUAUCAGUGGAGACAGAGUCAGAGGGAAGUGUUCUUCUGCGGUGGAGAGGUGUCAGUGGUGCUCGGGCCUACCGUCUGGUCUGGGGACCAUUUACAGGUCGAAAUGUCGAGACGGUGGAAGUUGCUGGCAACAGUGAAUCUUACACUUUGUCCAGACUGCAGCCUGACACUGAGUACAUUGUCACCAUCAUCCCGUUGUACGAGGGCAACACUGAGGGCCCUGUUGCCACUGCAAGGUUCAAGAUAGAGCGUCAGGAGCAGCAGGUCCUCAGAGCAGCUACUACCGGCCCCUCCACUAUCCGGCUGACUUGGAGAAUCAUUCAGUCCUCUCAAGGGUAUCGUCUGGAAUGGAGGGAGGGGGAAGGAGGCCGUGCCCAGAGCCUUUCCUUUCCUAGAAGCACCACCAGCUAUGAGUUGACAGGCCUCCAACCCAACACAGAAUAUAUCAUCACCCUUUAUACCCUGUAUGAAGGUCGUGAGGAGGCCACACCUGUUUCCACCGCAUCCAGAGAAGAACAACCAGUGGGGACAGUGUCUAACCUGAGAGUUGUGGAGUCUCUGGGCAGCACUGUCAGACUCGGCUGGACGGGUGUAGCUGGGGCUACACAGUACAGCAUCAUGAUACUGAACACAGAAGUGGGAACAGAGGAAAUCCGAACUAUCCCUGGAAACCAAACAACCCUUGACCUCAGAGACCUGACAGUAGGAGUGUCUUAUGGUGUCAGUGUCACGGCGCUGGUGGGAGAAAAUGAAGGAGACCCAGUAACAGUCUAUAUCAAACCAGAGCAAGGUGCUGGCAGAGUAACUAACCUCAGAGUUACAAAUGCAAACAGUCGGAGAAUUCGAAUUGCCUGGACAGGAGCCACUGGGGCGACAGGAUACAGGGUUACUUGGAGACAAGGCAACAGUGCGGAGCAGUCCCGUGUUCUGGGGGUGGAUGCCACAUCCUUCACUAUAGAUGGCCUGCAACCAGACGAGGCGCUGGUAAUUGGUGUUGCAGCUGUUGUUGAUCAGCGCGUUGGAGAGGUGGUCACACUGUCUGCUCGGACUAAUCCCCACAGUGGAUCAGUGUCUGGACUCCGCAUUGUUGACGUCACAUCUCAGAGGAUACGCAUUGCAUGGUCAUCUUCCCCCAGGGCAACUGGCUAUAAGAUCACCUGGCGUCGGGAUGAUGGAGUUGAAACAACUCGUAAUGUGGCAGCUGACAUCACUUCCUUCACCAUUGAUGGACUACAGUCAGAUUCAGCCUACAGCGUGCUAGUUUCUGCACUGACUGGCUCUCGAGAGGGAAGUCCUUCCACCCUGAAUAUCAAAACAGAGUCAGAUUUGUCUGUAGUUGGGACUGUGACUUUACUGCAAGUCCAGGAGACCCGUGGUGAGGUUGUCCGAGUCACUUGGGUUGGUGUGCAGGGAGCUACAGCUUAUCGUGUCUCUUGGAGGAGAACAGAUGGUGGUGAAGAGAGGAGUCAGCUGGUUGGGGGGGAUGUGACAGCAGUGGAUUUAGAUCAGCUGGACCCUGGAGCUCAGUAUGAGGUGCAGGUCAAGGCUUUAGUUCAAAACAGAGAAGGAACCCCUGUGUCUGUUAGAGUCACCACAGCUGGUUCCUAUAUCCCUUCUACAGCACCAACCACAACUUUACGAGUGUCAGAGGUUACCCAGAGUUCUGCACGGCUAGACUGGAUUCCACUACCAGGUGCCACAGGAUAUAUUCUACGCUGGAGAGACGAGACAGAUAUUGGACGAGGCUUGUCUGUUUCGCUGCCUGCUUCGUCCACCUCUUACCAGGUGACUGGUCUGCGUUUGGGCCGUCGAUAUCGCUUUAGUGUGCAGCCCACCUUUCAAAGUGGAUUGGGAACAGAGAGUUCUGUAGAUGAACGCACUGUAUGUGUGGGCGGCCGUCUGGAUGUGGUGUUUCUGGUGCCAGCAUCUACUGAUCGGCUUAGCCUUGCAAGACCUCUGCGCGAACUUCUCACAAGUGCAGCAGGGUCACUCAACACCAUUGGACCCCGAGACUCACAGGUGGGAGUUGUAGUAUAUGGUUACAGACCCAAAAUAUGGUUCCUGCUCAAUCGCCAUGCCAGAUCUGACACACUGCUUCAAGAGAUCAAAUCCACACCCUUUGAUGAAGGCCAAGGGAAUAACAUUGGCGAGGCAGUGACCUUCACAAGACAGUACCUUCUGACCCCCUCAGCUGGACGCAGACCAAGGGUCCCUGGUGCUGUUGUCAUCAUUGCUGACAAAAGAUCAGCUGACAACCUCACUCUUGCAGCCAGCAAUCUCAGAGCUACAGGUGUCACAGUGUUAGCCGUGGGUAUCGACAGGGCAGAUCCUGAGGAGCUACGUCGUGCUGUUACAGAUGGUAGCACCCAGAACAUACUGUAUACUCGUGAUGCAACACAGCUGGACACACUACAUACUGAUCUGGCAGACUUGCUCUGUGGAAUUGCCAGAAUACCAGAGACAUCUCCAGGUCCAGACCAGUGUACCAUUCAGUGUCCUCGGGGUGAGAAGGGAGAUCGUGGAGAGAAGGGUGAGAGAGGCAGAGAUGGUGCAGAUGGACGCAAGGGAGAGCCUGGUCGUGAUGGUUUGCCCGGGCGAGAAGGCCCCAGAGGCCCUGAAGGGCGCCCAGGUCCACCAGGCCAAACGACAAUUGACCCCACACUGGGAGUGAAAGGAGAAAAGGGGGAAAGAGGUUUUCCUGGUAUUGAUGGAAAUCCGGGGUUGCCAGGACGACCAGGUGCUCCUGGAAACGCAGGGGUCCCGGGUUCACAGGGUCUACCUGGUAUCAGAGGAACCCCAGGUGAACCAGGUUCGACAGGGCCACAAGGGCCAAAGGGUGACAGAGGUGAAAGGGGUGAACCAGGUUCAGCUACAUCUGGAGGGGGUCUUCCAGGGAGGAAAGGAGAACCAGGCAUCCCAGGGAUACCGGGUACACCAGGUCGGCCAGGCAUUGAUGGGGCCAAAGGGACACCUGGAGUUCCAGGGUCACCAGGUCAGGAUGGUCGGCCAGGGAUACCAGGAACACCAGGACUCUCCAUCAAGGGAGACAAGGGCAGCCCAGGAGAGAGGGGACCUCCAGGAGUAGGCAGCGGGGUGGCUGUGAAGGGCGAGAAGGGCUCCCCAGGUGCUCCAGGACCUACAGGGGCUCAGGGCCCUAGAGGGCCAACAGGACCACAGGGCAGCAAAGGAGACAAGGGCGACAGUGGUGAUGGGCCACCUGGACCUCCAGGCAGGCAAGGAGAGCCCGGGGACAGGGGUCCCCGUGGGCCUCCAGGAGAGAUUGGCAGCAAGGGUGACCGAGGACAGCCGGGUGAGCCUGGAUCACAGGGAGACAGGGGUGAGAGAGGACCCUCUGGUGAAACUGGGGAGAGAGGGGACCCAGGGAAGCCAGGCCUCACGGGAUCACCAGGUUUGAGAGGUUUACCAGGGUCCAGUGGACCGCCAGGAGAAAAGGGAAACGACGGAGCAAAAGGGGAGCCUGGCAGAAGUAUUCCAGGUAUUCCAGGAAAGAAAGGAGAACAGGGGGAGCGGGGUCUGUCUGGUCUCGAUGGGCAGAAGGGAGAAAAAGGAGAGCCUGGACAGAGAGGGGAGAAAGGGUCUCCAGGGUCAGGAGGGUCAGGUGUUGUUGGAUCUAAAGGAGAGCCAGGAGAGCGGGGACUUCCUGGUAUCAGUGGAAGGCCAGGUGCUAAGGGAGACCCUGGUGAACCAGGGGAGAGGGGGGAGAAUGGGCGCGCAGGAAUCCCAGGAAAGCCCGGUCUUCCUGGGAAAGAGGGAGAGAGAGGAGAGAAGGGUGAUGAAGGCACUCCUGGGGAGUCUGGACUCCCAGGGAAGCCAGGAGAGCGAGGACUGAGGGGACUUCCUGGUCAGGCUGGUCGGCCAGGAGAGAAAGGAGACUUAGGAGACCCUGGAGAGCAUGGGCGAAAUGGCAGCCCUGGACCGGCGGGGCCAAGAGGAGAGAAAGGAGAACAGGGACCUCAAGGACCACCAGGACCACCAGGAAAGGUGGCUGAUAUCCAGGGCCAGUUGAGAGGAGACAGAGGAGAGAAGGGUGAUGCUGGCGACCCAGGAGAGCAUGGCAGCAAAGGUCAGAAAGGCGAAGCAGGGACUCCUGGAGCCCCAGGCCUACGAGGUCCUGAGGGACAACGGGGUCCUGCAGGCACAAGAGGUGACACAGGAGAAAGAGGAGCACCAGGAGAGAAGGGAGAAAGGGGUGCCUCUGGGUUAGAUGGACGUCCAGGUGUGGAUGGUAAACCAGGUGCUCCUGGACCACCUGGACAGAGGGGUGAUCCUGGGAAACAGGGAGAUCCUGGGAGAGAUGGUUUACCAGGACUCAGGGGGGAUCAGGGCCCCCCAGGGCCUGUUGGGCCUCCAGGCAGUCCAGGAAUACCUGGUAAAGCAGGUGAAGACGGCAAACCUGGGCCUCCUGGAAAAAUGGGUGAGGACGGAGUACCAGGUGAAGAUGGAAGAAAGGGUGACAAAGGAGAAGCGGGAGCUGCUGGAAGAGAUGGCCGUGAUGGGCAAAAAGGAGAACGAGGCCUUUCUGGACCUGUAGGCCCCUCUGGUCCUCCAGGGCCGCCUGGUGCACCUGGCAGCAUUGGACCUCCUGGACCGGUUGUGUAUUUAAAAGGAGUUGAAGCCUCACCAGGCCCACAGGGGCCUCCAGGAACCCCUGGCAUCCCUGGGAUCCCGGGAGCUUUGGGAGCCAGAGGAGAGAGAGGUCCUCCUGGCACUAAAGGUGAUGCUGGGGACCCAGGAGAGGAUGGGGCACCGGGUAAACCUGGGACAGUGAUGGAUUUAGUGAAAGGUCUGACCAGCAUCGGUAUUGAGGUGUCUUCUCUGAAGGAGCUUAUGGCCAUGAAGGGUGCAGUGCUGACUCAGAGGGCAGUGAAAGGUGAAAAGGGAGAUGGAGGGGAGCGAGGACAGACAGGACCACCUGGUACAGAAGGUGCCCGUGGUUUUCCAGGAGUGAAGGGAGUCAAAGGGGAACAAGGAGAGAUUGGACCUGUGGGACCAAUAGGGCCUCCUGGAGCACGCAGUGUAGAACCAGGGCCAAAGGGGUCCCCAGGGCCUGCUGGAGAGCCAGGCAAGCCAGGAAUACCAGGUGUUCCUGGGCGACCUGGUGAACUGGGUGAGGCUGGAAAACAAGGCGAUAAGGUGAAGGGAGACAGGGGAGAGAAAGGUGACAAAGGAGAAGCUGGAAAAAUGGGGCCAGCUGGUCCAUCGGGUCCAAAGGGAGAUGGAAUAGUUGGUCCACAAGGGCCCAGAGGCCCUCCAGGGCUUGCAGGAGAGAGGGGAGAGCCUGGUCCAGCAGGAUCAACAGGACUGAAAGGAGACCGGGGUUUUACAGGACCUAAAGGUGAUAAAGGAGACCGAGGAGAGUCUGGAGAAAAAGGACGUGAUGGCUCAUUGGGAACACCAGGAGAACCAGGAAAACCUGGUCAGGAUGGGAAACCGGGCCUGCCUGGGUUCCCAGGAGUUCUAGGCAGACCGGGAAACCCAGGAGACCCUGGCAUAAGGGGGCCAACUGGUCCCAUGGGUCCAAAUGGCCCUCCAGGUCCACGGGGUGUAAAGGGUGAUAAAGGAGAACAGGGCAUUGGUGCCGAGGGGCCUCCUGGUGCCCAGGGAAAUGCAGGUCCACCAGGAACAACAGGUCCUCCAGGAGCUAUAGGUCCACAGGGCCCUCCAGGACUGCCAGGGCAGGUGGGUGAAGCAGGUAAACCUGGAGUCCCUGGGAGAGAUGGGGUGCCUGGCAAAGAAGGAAUACCUGGAUUGCCAGGAAAGCAGGGCAUUGCUGGACCUCCAGGGCAGCACGGCUUAAAGGGAGAGCAAGGAGACAGUGGUCCUCCAGGAAAGGGAGAGACUGGACCCCAUGGACCCAAGGGAGAGAGGGGUCUACCUGGUUCUCCAGGCACGACUGGAGAGAGAGGUCCACUUGGGGAAAAGGGUAACAGAGGAGACAAAGGUGCUGCUGGCAUUAAAGGAGAAAGAGGAGCAGCUGGUGAACAAGGAGAGCCAGGAGAAGACGGGGCACAGGGAUCUCCUGGGCCUAAAGGAGAUAAGGGAGAGAAGGGCAUAGGACAGUCAGGUCCUCCUGGUCUGGUCGGCCCGCCUGGUUUAAAGGGGGAUCCAGGCCUUCCUGGCCCAGCUGGUCCUCCAGGGCUCCAGGGGAAGACUGGUAAUCCCGGGCUACCUGGCCAGAGAGGAGAAACUGGACAACCAGGACCUCCAGGACAAGUGGGAGAGAGGGGUCUUCAAGGCUUUCCAGGCCGUGCAGGAAAUGCUGGAGCUCCUGGUCCUCCUGGACCUCCUGGAGAGGCUGGCUCUCCUGGUACCAAAGGUCCCAAAGGAGACAAGGGGCAAGAUGGUGUUGGUGUCCCUGGUUCCAGAGGAGAGAGAGGAGAAAAGGGGACCAGAGGCGAGGAUGGUCUUCCUGGAUUGGAUGGGGAGAGAGGGCCAACAGGUCCCCCAGGGGUCCGUGGGGUUCAGGGAGAGAAGGGAAACAUUGGACUGCAAGGUGACAAAGGAGAGAAGGGGGACACUGUGCUGGUGGGCGGACCUGCUGGAGAAAAGGGCAACAAAGGAGAAACAGGUGACAGAGGACCCAAAGGUGUGCAGGGAGAAAAAGGGGUGAAGGGUCAAGAGGGACCCCCAGGGGAGCAGGGUCUGAGGGGAGAGCCAGGAGAAGGAGGAUCAACUGGAUUCCCAGGUGCCCGUGGCCCUGGUGGACAGAAGGGUGAAGCCGGUCAACCUGGAGUUCCUGGUGAAAUGGGUUUACCAGGAAAAAAUGGGCUGCCAGGGAAUAAGGGGGCGAAGGGAGAGAUCGGUAUCGUAGGAAUGAGAGGAUUAAAGGGUGACCGAGGAUCCAAGGGGGAAUGUGGAGAUCCUGGACUCAAAGGCAAGCAGGGGGAACCUGGUAUUAAUGGACGACCAGGCAAAGCAGGAAAACAAGGUGAAAAGGGAGCUAUCGGACUUCAUGGUGUUCCUGGGACCCCUGGAAAAGAGGGGCUAGUCGGCCCUAAGGGUGACCGUGGUUUUGAUGGGACUCCAGGACAGAGAGGAUCUCAGGGAGAGAAAGGUGAAAGGGGUUCGCCUGGUAUACCUGGCCCUCCUGGUCCCAGUGGAGCACAGGGGCCCCCUGGCAAUCCUGGCCCUCUAGGACCAAUUGGUGCUAAAGGCCCUGAGGGGCUUCAAGGACAGAAGGGAGAAAGAGGGCCAAUUGGUCCUGCCAUGAUUGGUCCACGCGGUAUCCCAGGUAUCCCAGGAGAGAGAGGAGAGCAGGGAGAAGUGGGCCCAGAUGGAGCCAAGGGAGACAGAGGAGAGCCAGGCAUGACGGAGGAUGAGAUCAGAGAGUAUGUUCGCUCAGAGAUGAGUCAGCACUGUGCGUGUGGAGGUAAGUGAGCCGUUCAACUGCGGCAGUAGAGAGAAAGGUGGACAGAAGGGCUGUGAUUUAGCAUGCAGUAUACUAUACCACAUAUGCUGCUGCAGAGUGAGAGCAGUCAGUCUCAUUUAUUAUGUUUUUUUGAAAAGAUUUAGCAGUUACAUUCAGUUUAAAUACAGAAAAAUUCAUGCUCAUUUAUAAUCAGGCCCACAAAAGAAUGUAGUAUAAUUCAUGUUUAUUGGCAUUUGUUUGAACAGCAUAGCACAACAGUGUAAAAUGCACUGUUUUUUUUUCAGUUAAAUCUUGAAUAAUAUUAAUAUGAUUUUGUGAUAUCCCUAAUUCUGACACUUUGUGUUGCUUCAUAUGACUUUUGCAAGUUAUCAUCAUGUCUUAGUCUUUAAACACAAGUCAAAUUCAAUUCAUUUAUGAGUAAUUUUGUAGUAGAUCUUUUAGAUUCAUUUUCAUUUGUUAGAUGCAAUGGUCUGACUAAGACAGUGGCCUCUUAUUAAAGGACAUGUUGUAUAUAAAUCUUAGACUAACUAACAGGAUUGAUUUAAUUACAUUUAUUCACAUAAAAAAAUAUGGAAUACAUUUAAGUAAAUGUAUGGGAAGAAAAUAAAGGAGAACCUCAAAAUGGAAGUGGAACAGAAGUUUUAAAAAGUGUGUUUGUUGUCGAAGCUGUAAAUCAAUGCAAGACCACAUCAGUGUUAUGAAGCAGCAGUUGCAGUAGCAUGAGAUAAGUGAUGGUGAGGCAGGCACUUAAUAAAUAUGCAGCGUUACCAAGAAUGAGGCCAAAACAAACAUUUCACCCAUGUUUUAUUUAUUUAUUAUUACCCAAGAAAUAGCUACAUGUUUCAAAGUGAACAACUCUGUAAUGAUUUGAAUCUGCAGGCUUUAGUUGAAUCAGUGCUGAUUUGACUUGGACUCAAGUCAAAAAAAGUUUGACUCGAGUGCGACACAAGUUCGUAUAGCAGCGACUUGAGUCCUUAAAGGAUUACAACCAGUUCUUGGAAGAGUACCUUAUGGUGCCUAGUCUUGCAAAAACAUGGUAAAUCCUUUUAGUUGGUGUGUAUGUUGGAACGGUGGAAUGAUUAUUUGUGGUGCUUUGGGGCUGUUGUUACCUCAUGUGUCUAAUGGUUUUACUACCAGAAUGUUCUGUCGUUCCUCUUUUUCAUCAUUAUUCCUCUCUGGCCAUCAUUAUUCCUCUCUGGUCUCACUUACCUGGUCCCUCUUGCUCCCUGAAUCCUGUCUCUGUUCUCUCGGUG
Molecule: messenger RNA, 10319 nt
Organism: Lates calcarifer (barramundi perch)
Lineage: Eukaryota; Metazoa; Chordata; Actinopteri; Centropomidae
Gene: col7a1
Product: collagen, type VII, alpha 1
Molecular function (GO): protein binding
Source: RefSeq, a predicted model, not a curated record